Molecule: messenger RNA, 2448 nt
Organism: Plasmodium gallinaceum
Lineage: Eukaryota; Apicomplexa; Aconoidasida; Haemosporida; Plasmodiidae
Product: tRNA methyltransferase, putative
Exons: 1
Coding region: 1-2448 (815 amino acids)
Source: RefSeq, a predicted model, not a curated record
AUGUUUAUUGUUUUGAUUUAUUUUAUUUUAUGUUUGUCAUUUUCUGAUAAUAAAAUUAUAAGGAAUGAAAAAAUAGGAGUUAAUGGCUAUAUUAAUAAUGUAAAGAUAAAUACUAUUAACUGGAGCAAAAAAUUAUAUAACAAUAAAAAUUUUAAAAGAAAUAUCAGAAUUAUAUAUGAAGAUUUAAAAUCAUUAAAUGAAAGAGAAAAUAAAAUAAAUUAUUUAAUAAAAAGAAAUAUAGAAACAUGUAAAAAUAACUAUUUUCCUUUAAUUAAAAAGAAAUUUACAAAUAAAGAUAUAAGUGAUUUUACAAAAGAAAAAAAGCAAUUUUUUAUCAAUAAAGUAAGAAAAAAUGUUUUUUAUAAAUAUGUAUAUAAUUGUAAUUCCAGUGUAUAUUUAGCAAUAGAUAUAAUAAGAAAAAUAAAAAAACAAAAUGAAAAACUAAAAAGAGAUAAAUGCUUCCCCAAUUUAGAAUUAAAUAAUGAAAAAAAAUAUGUAAACAAUAAGAGAAAAAAAACAACUUUAAAUAUUUUAAAGAGAAAGGAUGAUAUAGAUGAUAUAAUUAAAUAUAAUUUAAAAAAACGUAAAUACCUUAUAACAAUAGAUGGAUUUAGUGAUAAUUUAUUACUAUGUUGCUUUCUUCAUUCUUUAUUAAAAGGAUUACAACAAGUAAACUUAAACUUUUUUCUUAAGAUGGACAUUAAACAAAUAGCUAACCAUUUAAAAAAUUUAUUUACGAUUCAUUUUAAUAUCGAACAUAUAAUAAAUUAUAUAUAUGAGUAUAUAAAGAAUUUCAUUUUGAAGGAAGAUAUUAAAAAUAAUAAACGUAAAAUUAAAAAUAAAGAAAAAGUGUCUUUUAAGUUAAAUGAAAGUAUGUUAGAUUCUAAAAACUCAAUUGAAGAUAAAAAGAUAAUUUUAAAUCCAGAUGAAAAUUCUAUGAAAAUAUAUCCCUACCCACGAGUGGCACAUAUGUUGAGUGGAGGAAUUGAUUCUUUAAUGGCUUUAUUUCUAUUAGAAAAAAAAAAAUAUUACAUUGAUAAUUUUUUUUUUAAUUUUAAUAACUAUAACUGUAGUAAAAAUGAUUUGAAAUAUGUAAAACGCAUUUGCAAAAAAAGAAGAAAUUUAUAUAUUAUAAAUAUUAAUGAUGAAUAUUUUAAAAGAGUUCUUGUUCCAAUGCUAAAAAAUUAUUCGAAAGGAGAAAUUCCUAAUCCAGAUAUCAUUUGUAAUAAAAAAAUAAAAUAUAGUUUUUUUUUAAAGAUUAUUAAAAGUUUAUAUAAAAAAAAAAAUAAUGUUUUUAAUUAUUCUUAUAUAUCUACUGGACAUUAUGCUAUGAUAAGCACUAAUGAUACACAUAAUGCCAAUAAUUUUUUUAAUAACAAUUUUCCAUAUUUAUAUGAAAAAAAUGAAAAGGAACACAUAGGGAAAAAAAAAUAUAAGUUACUUGUUAGUAGUGAUAGAAAAAAAGAUCAAACUUUUUUUUUAUCAUCAUUUUCUGAAAAUCAGUUAUCAAAAUUUAUUUUUCCUUUAUGUUUACAUACAAAAGAAAAUAUUAAAAAUUUUAUGAAAAAAGAAAAUAUUGAUUACUAUAAUAAAAAUGAAACAAAAGGUUUAUGUUUAUACGGAAAUGUUAAUAUGCAUUUGUUAUUAAAGGCAUAUUUAAAAAAUGAUAAAGAUAUAAAAAAUGAAAAUAUCUCAGAGAAAUCAUCUAGUGAAUUAAAUACGAAUGAUUUAUUAACUUUUAAGGAAAAAUAUAUUUCAUCAUUUAAUUUGAAUUAUAUUAACUAUAUUAUAAGUAUCGAUGAUGAGAUUGUGAUAGAUAAAAAUUAUGACAUUCAUUUUUAUGCGAUUGGGCAAAAUAAAUAUAUAACGAAUUUUAUUCAUUCUCUUUAUAAUAAAAGGAUAAAAAAAAAUUGUAAAAAUCUUUUCUCUUCAUGCCAAUGGAUAGUUGCUUAUAAAAAAAUGAUAGAAAACAAAGAUAAAAAUUUAAGAGAAAAUUUUAUAUAUGUAACGAAAAAAUAUAAAGAUGAUUUAUUUAAAAAUAUAAGAACAAAAUGUAAAUUAAAGAAUAUAAAAUGGAUAGAAGGGAAAGUUCCUAUAUGUUUAAAAAAACAAAAAAGAUCUAAAGAUGAAAAAAUCAUAUUUGUUAAAAUUAGAAAUAAUGAGAAUAUAAAAAGGGCGAAAAUAAAAUUUCUUUUAAAUAAUACUGCAUAUUUAAAAUUACAAAAAGAAGAUAUAGGAUUAUCACCAGGACAAAUCAUCUCAUUUUAUUUUCCCUUCAUUUUAAAAAAUAGAAAGAUAAAAUAUAUUUAUUCUUUAAAUAAAUAUCAAAGUAAUUUAAUUUAUUAUCAAUGUAUUGGAUCAUCUAAGAUUAGUAAUCAAUUUCUUGAUUUUAAAUUAUAUCAGAAAAUAUUAAAUAUUCAUAAAAAUAAUAGUUUGAUAAUUUUUUAA